AUGAUUUUUGGACUUGGUGCUGGAGUGAUAACUAGAGAUAUAACACGUGCUCUUACGUUGGCUCAUCAAAUACGAUCUGGCUCUGUUUGGAUAAAUACUUAUAAGGCUAUAUGUAAUCAAGCACCAUUUGGUGGUUUUAAACAAUCAGGUCAGGGAAGAGAAUCAGGUCGAUAUGGUCUUGAAGCAUACUAUGAAGUGAAAACAGUUGUUGUUAAACUUAUUUGA
Messenger RNA from Rotaria sordida, 225 nucleotides. NCBI's taxonomy places the organism in Eukaryota, Metazoa, Rotifera, Eurotatoria, Philodinida, Philodinidae. The record is from the annotation of a GenBank genome assembly.